AUGGAGACGAUGCGGCGUCGACAACUCCAUAGCUGUGAUCCUUGUCGCAAAGGCAAACGAGGCUGCGAUGCACCGAAAGUUCGAACGGAUAGUGGGUUUGGACCUUGUUCCAAUUGCAAACGCUGGAAGAAGGAAUGCACAUUCAACUGGCUUGCCUCAAAGCGUUCCGAUACUGAAGAGAGUCGAAAGAAGACAAAGCCAUCUGCUGCAGCUCCAUCACAGAGCUCGGAUACCGACUACUUUGCGCGCUCGCAUGAUGCAGAGUUGGAUGCGAUACUGGGCUCUGCGAAUUCUUACGCUGCCAACUUGGGAGAUAUAUUCACAUUUACCAACACCCAAACUAGCUUUGGACCCUCCUUUCAGCCGGACUGUAUGGCUUUCGAAGGGAGAUCAAGAAGUGAAUGGAGUGACGAUCAAUCAAACCUUUUCACCUGGUCCUCUGACAUUCCAGUCAAUGAACAGAUAAACACGAUGACUUCGAGCUCGAACAACAGCUUCACUGAUGUUGGACCUAAUUCGGCCUUUGGUGAUCUAUUCUCACACUCUCUUCAGAACGACCCAACCCUACAAAUGGACGCCAAAGAUGAGCCGGUCUCAUCUCUCACGCCCGCAGAAGCUGCAGAGUGUGAGGAGAGCGGUAGCAACAACUCGUUAGUUCAGCAAUACACCUCAACAUCGAGACCAGAGGCUCAAUGGAGCUUUUGUUUCGCUUCUGAUAAAACAUCAAAAGAAUAUGUCCGGUCUACAAUGACUCGCAACUUGAUCCGAAUAUAUCACGAUAGCAUGGAGAACGCCCUCUCGUGCUGGCUAACAGAGCACAACUGUCCAUAUGGCGACUCGCCAGGUAAUAUUCUUCCGUGCAAACAGAAAGAGGAAUGGGCACCGAGCUGGUCGAACAGAAUGUGCAUUCGAGUCUGUCGGCUAGAUCGCGUAUCCUCUUCAGUUCGUGGCCGUGCCUUGAGUGCAGAGGAGGACAAAACUGCGGCUCGAGUACUCCAUUUAGCAAUUAUGGCAUUUGCCUCCCAAUGGACUCAGCAUGCUCAGAAGGGAACAGGAUCGUCAAUUCCAGAAGCGAUUGAUCAAGACGAAAGAUCAAUCAGAGAACACGUUUGGAAUAAGGCACGACACGCCCUCGAACAUACAACUGGAAUCCCCUCUUUCCGUGUUAUCUUUGCCAACAUCAUCUUCUCUCUUACACAACGUCCUCUAAACAGCCGACAUGAUCGAUCAUUGAGUGAGCUUUUGGAGGCAGACCGUGCGCCAAUGUUCUUGGAGAAUGCAAAUCGGCAACUAUAUACAUUUCGACAUAAGCUUACGCGGAUUCAAAGGGAGGCACAUCCAUUGAUCCGAGGACAACGACGACAAUCAGUAUCAUCGAGAAUACCUGAUGGUCUGGGGUUACCACAGCCAUUGGACACGUCAGGGGUGGACCCAAUCCUCUCCGAUCAGGAAUACCGAACAACCCUCAGUUUGAUGUUCUGGCUGGGAAUCAUGUUUGAUACCCUCAGUGCUGCAAUGUAUCAACGGCCCCUCGUUGUAUCAGAUGAAGAUAGCCAGAUAUCCUCGGCAUCGCCAACGAUGUUUGAUUCAGGUAACCACUUUGAGUAUGGUGGCUGGGACAUUCCUCAAAAAGGAAUACCAGAGCAGCAGGAUGUAUGGGGCGAUUUCUUUCUAGGGAAUUCAGAGUCUCAACAAUCAAAUAAGGCUCAGCCUAGAUGGCCAUGCUACUAUGAUGAAGCUGCUUCGGUCCUUUCAGAUGCCACUCCCGUCAAAGUGCUACUGUACCGCCGUGUCACGCAGCUCCAAACCCUCGUUUAUCGAGGCGCCCCAAGCGAGCGUCUUGAAGAAGUCAUUCAGAAAACCAUCCAGGUGUACAGGCAUUGGAAUUCCAAAUAUCAGAAAUUCAUGCUUGACUGUGUUGCAAACCAUGAGCUCCUUCCUCCACGUAUCCAAUCAUGGUAUGUCAUUCUUGAUGGUCAUUGGCAUCUUUCCAUCAUGCUGCUGGCAGAUGUGAUUGAAGGCAUUGAUCGUGGGAGGAUGGGCUCUGACUCCGAGCGUGAAAAUCGGGAAGCUAGCAGUUUUGUCUCCACGCUGAAGAUGGAUCAUGCCUUUGCUGUUGGUGCGCUUGCUCGUUCAUCGCUACGUGAUCGUGAGCCGACGAUGAACCGACAUUUCCAUGACUCUGUUAACGAAGUUGCAUUCUUAGUUGAGCCAUGGACCGUUGUUCUGAUACAUUCAUUUGCCAAGGCCGGAUAUAAUUCACUCGAAUUUCUGAAUGCGCCUGGAAAGUACCCCUCAUUGAUUGGGAUGCUCUGCGAAAAUUGUGGCUUCUGCAUUCGUGCACUUGAAUACCUUGGUAGAAAGUCUGACAUGGCUACUGUCGUUGCUCGAACGCUGUCCAAGUCUUUGGAUACCAAGCUCAAUCCGAGAAGCGAGAACUAUAGAUCCAAAAUUUUGACGCCGAACAGCAUAUCUCCAGAUAUUGCCUUGUUUGACGAUCAGCUCAAUGGUAACAUUGAUCUGCUCGUCGCCCAGUAA
Molecule: messenger RNA, 2538 nt
Organism: Penicillium angulare
Lineage: Eukaryota; Fungi; Ascomycota; Eurotiomycetes; Eurotiales; Aspergillaceae
Product: Zn(II)2Cys6 transcription factor domain-containing protein
Exons: 2
Coding region: 1-2538 (845 amino acids)
Biological process (GO): regulation of DNA-templated transcription
Molecular function (GO): zinc ion binding; DNA-binding transcription factor activity, RNA polymerase II-specific
Source: RefSeq, a predicted model, not a curated record